AUGUCGGCCAAUGAUACUAGUUCUGUCUACGAGGAACCCAUUGAAAUUCCAUUAGACAACGAUGAAGAAGAUGAUAAUAUGGAUAGUAUGGUUGAGGACAAUGCGAAUGGAAAGGAGCAAUCAUCUCAGAAUGCGGUAGGUUCGGGUUCUACAUCCCAUGACGAUGAGGACGAGGAGGAGGAAGAACAUGACCACGAGGAAGAAGAAGAUCAAGACGAUGAAGAGGAUGAUGACGACUCGAAAGAAUUAAUAACAACAUCUGGCACUGCAACUCCAACAAGGACCUUAACCCCCAUGGGUAGCGCCAAUGGUAAGACUACUAAGGAAGAGGGACCGCAAAAGAAAGUUCAAAAAGUCGAACCAAAUAAAGUUCCAUUAGGGAAGAAAGUUCCCUUACAUUUAUUGGAAAAACGUAGAUUGGGUAGAAUUAAAGCUGCCAAAGAAUUUGCUAAGAAAUUGAAGGAAAUUGGAAUUGAAAAAGUGGAAUCUGUACCUGUCCCAAUGACAGGUAUGUUCCAACCAUUAUUGUUAAUCAACCAAAAAAAUUAUUCCUCUGAUUAUUUAAGGAAAGAUGAACAAAUCUUUGCUCUGAGGGAGAGGAAAACAUUACGAAGUAACACCACUCAAAAUAUCUCUUCAAGCAAUACCCCAGAAGUUACUGAUUUACAAUCAGUUAGAGAAACUUCAAAUUUUACAACAGCAAAUGGUAAUAAUGAUGAAAUUUUAUUAAAUGAUCCAAAUACCACAAUUGUUAUACAUCCAGGAUCAAGUUUUCUCAAAGUUGGAUUUGCAUUAGAUGAAGUACCAGAACUAAUACCAAACUGUGUAGCUCUUCCGAAAACUGAUUUUAACAAUACCAAUAUCAUCAAAUCGAAACAAACUAGUGUUAACAUUGAAGACAAUGAAAAAUUUGAAUCUCUUAAAGCUGAAAUGGAAGAAAGCUUUGAAGAAAGAAUGAGAUAUUAUAAGAGAAGAAUACAACCAAAUGGCCAUGAUCAAGUUGUUUCUUUCAAUAGACUUUCUAAGCCAGAAAGUCUUCCUGUACAAAAUGAUCCAGCUCAUAUUGAUUGGAUAACAGACGGAACGAAACGUUUUUAUGGUGAUGACGCACUCCGUUGCACUGAUGAAAACUUCAUCAAGAGAUAUCCUUUUAAAAAAGGUGGUUCAUUUAAUACAUCGUCAAACUCAUAUAAAUCAUUACAAGAUCUUCUGUCCGAUGUGGUAGGCUUAAUAGAAGGUACUCUUUCUUCAGAUAAAUUCAAUAUAAAGUCGUCUCAGUUUUCACAAUACAAGGUCGUAUUAGUGAUCCCAGAUUCCUUUGAAAAGAGUCACGUAGAACUAUUCAUAAGGUUAUUGGUUACUGAAUUACAGUUUCAAGCAGUGGCCAUUAUUCAAGAAUCGUUAUCAGUUUGUUACGGAUCUGGCCUUGGUGGAUCCACUUGCGUGGUUAAUGUCGGCUCAAAAGAAACUACUGUCGCAUGUGUAGAUGAGGGAAUUGUUUUAGACAAUAGUCUGAUUACUUUAGACUACGGUAGUAAUGAUGUAACCAAACUUUUUGCGAAAUUCUUAUUAGAUUGCGAUUUCCCGUAUAAGAAUUGGGACUUAAAUUCUACUGAGGGUUGGAGGCUUGCAGAAGAAUUGAUGAAGCAAUGUGUCACAUUCCAGGAUGCUGAUAUUACUGUGCAAUUAUCUAAUUUUAUUAAAAGGACUCCACGUGGUAAUACAGUUGAAAAACUUGACUUCAAAGUGUUUGAAGAAGUUAUGCUGGCUCCUUUAGCAUUAUUUUAUCCCGAAAUAUUUAAAUUAUUAAGGUCAAAAGAAUCGGAGGAACAGAAUGCUGAAUUAGAGUAUCAAUUGCCACCUUCCAGAGAUAUAUUUACAGAUAAAAUAAACGAUUGGAGGUCUCUUUCACAGAAUGACUGUAUCAAUCAUCAAACUUUCUGUGAUAUCCAUGACGAGUACGAAUUAUUAAAGAAAGCAGUAGAUUGUCCAAAUACUUUGGAAACUUUUAUGGACAACCCUCCAGAAGAGAAAAAGUCGACAUUUAAUUUUACCCCUUUAGAUAAGGCAAUCGUUGAAAGUAUAACUACAGCAAGUCUUGGAUUAGAUGUCUCAAAGAUGGCAACUUUCUAUUCCAAUAUUUUGGUUGUAGGAGGUGGGUCUAAAAUUCCUGGCUUUGAUCUGAUGUUAAUGGAUAGAGUUAAUAUAUGGAGGCCCAGAUUACUAAGCUUGCGUGCAUUUACACAUUUCUACAGAGAACUUACAAAACAACUCAAAGAACUGCAGUCGCUCAAAACAGGAGACGGAGAAGAAGAAAUCAAAGAGGAUGAAUUAAAUGAGAAAAUCAGUGAAUUGAUCAAGACUGAAUUAACGAAAUAUUUAGAGGUUAUAGAGCAACAAAGUGGUAAUGAACAUUUCUUACCUGUCGAAGUUAUACCGUCUCCUAAUGAAAUUGAUCCUGGCUCAAUUGCUUGGAAAGGUGCCAGUGUUUUAGCUCAAAUAAAGCUCGUGGAGGAACUUUUUAUAACGAAUGGUGAUUGGGAUGUCCAUGGAAACAGAAUUUUACAAUACAAGUCAAUAUUGACGUACUGA
Naumovozyma castellii is the source of this 2592-nucleotide messenger RNA. RefSeq names its product Arp8p (gene ARP8). The record is from RefSeq and is a predicted model, not a curated record. The transcript has a single exon. Lineage: Eukaryota; Fungi; Ascomycota; Saccharomycetes; Saccharomycetales; Saccharomycetaceae. Bases 1 to 2592 code for a protein of 863 amino acids.